Molecule: messenger RNA, 2672 nt
Organism: Chelmon rostratus (copperband butterflyfish)
Lineage: Eukaryota; Metazoa; Chordata; Actinopteri; Chaetodontiformes; Chaetodontidae
Gene: cdt1
Product: chromatin licensing and DNA replication factor 1
Exons: 10
Coding region: 105-2195 (696 amino acids)
Biological process (GO): regulation of DNA-templated DNA replication initiation; DNA replication checkpoint signaling; DNA replication preinitiation complex assembly
Cellular component (GO): nucleus
Molecular function (GO): DNA polymerase binding; DNA binding
Source: RefSeq, a predicted model, not a curated record
UUGUAGUUGAACACUAUUUAUGUCUGUACCGACUUCGAUUUGUCGAUUGGUGGAGUUUUUACGUUGAGGUUUCUUUUUCAACCACCACCACCGGCAGCAGCAACAUGUCUCAGGCUCGAGUUACUGAUUUCUUUUCCCAAAGAAAGAAAGGCAUCGCCGCUCCAUUAAAACCAGCUAAGCAUCGCAGUAGCUCUGUUGUCGUCCGUGGCUCGUCUGGGAUCAGCACUAACAUUACCUGCCUAAGGUCAAGAUCCUCUAAAAACAAAGACGUUGUCCUUUGUUCGUCCUCCGUCCACGAAGAGUUUGUCCGAGUUAUUGACGAGGCAGUGGGACUAAACGAGGGAGAGUCGAACAGCAUUACUGCAAAGGAGUCCACCCCCGGUCCCAGGACACCGAAACGGACCUCGUCUGACACAGAGUUUGAUUUCGGGGCUGCCGUGUUUUCAGCCACCGCCGACCACAGCACUGCCAAGAAGAGACGGCAAGUGGAGGCUGUUAGAAACGCUGUAGCUAAUGAGUCGGAGAAAGCAACGGGGAAGAAAGCCAGAAAGAAACUGGUCCUCCCUCAGGCCACUCCACAGGCUGCAGCCCAGGCCCUGCCCAGCGAGGAGACCAAGCAGCCUGCAGCACCAACACCCCACGUGUCUGGACAGACUGAGAGCCAUGCAAACCUCCAGGUCAGCAGGUCUCCAGAGAGGGCUCAAGUCCUCAGCAAGAGCACAGGCGGACAGGCAAACACGGCUCUGUGCAAAGAGAGCAUUGCAACCCUCAAGUCCCGCCUUCAGAGGAUCAAGAAACACGGAGAGGAAAUAACCAGCACUGCUCCCGUGUCCACGUUCUCCUCUUUCACCUCCCUCGUUGGUACAACGCCUACCAUUACUACCCCUCAUGUCCCCAGAACUGUUACGCCCCUCACCUCUGAUGCUAAGACCCUCAAGUUCACUGUAGCACGAGCCACAGCGCUUGCAACCAAAGCCCAGAGGUCCAAGGAAGAGAGAGAGGCAGAGGAGAGCAAGCAGAGUGAGACACAAACCCAGGAUAGUACUGAACUGCCAGCAUACCAGCGGUACCACACCCUCGCUCAGGCAGCCCCCCCCAGCCUGUCUCUGCCUUACCAGUACAAGGUGCUGGCUGAGAUGUUCAGGAGUAUGGAUACGGUGGUAGCCAUGCUGUACAACCGCUGUGAAACGGCUACCUUCACCAAGAUCAAACAGGGAGUUCAGGACAUGAUGCACAAGCGGUUUGAAGAGAGCCACGUGGGUCAGAUAAAGACCGUCUUUCCUGAGGCUUACACAUUUAGACAGGAAAAGAACAUCCCAACAUUUGACAGCAGCAUUAACAAGAGCAGCUACCAGCUCACUAUGGAGCCCUCUAUUCUCUCUGACCAGAAUGAAGCCCGUCCCGUCCUGUCAGCCUCUUGUCUCCUGGGGAGGAGACGCAUCUUCCACACAAACCUGGUCUUGAUUGUCAAACAGCACCACAAGGCCUUUCUGUCCUCGUUGGUUCCUCCAUUGUCUGUUGCAGAAGACAGCCUGACCCGCUGGCACCCUCGCUUUAAUGUGGACACUGUGCCAGCCAUCCAAGCCAGCUCACUGCCUCAACCUCCUCACACUGGAAAACUGGCCACAGCUCAGGAGGUGCUAGACAAGGCCCGUUCACUCAUCAAUCCCAAGAUGGAGAGGGCUCUGGUUUCUCUGGCUCUAAAGACAGAAGAUAAAGUUGCAGAGAAUAAAGAACCAACAUCUCCACAGAACUCAACAGUCCCUCAAACAUUGGCUGCUCAAGUCCCAGCUGCCUUGAAAGGAGUAUCCCAGUCCCUGCUGGACAGGAUUCGGGCAAAGGAGACCCAAAAGCUCCAGGCAGCCAUGACUCGAAACCCCACCCAGGAAGAGCGCCUGCUGAUAAUGUCACGGCUCCCUGAGCUGGCCAGGAUUCUCCGGAACGUUUUCAUUGCAGAAAAGAAAGCAGCUUUAACGAUGGAAGUGGUCUGUAACAGGAUGGUGUCCAGCUACAGAUCUGCUCUCAGCACAGGUGAAAUGGAGAAACAUAUCCGUCUGCUGGCAGAAGUGAGUUCUGAUUGGCUGACUAUUCAUCCAAUCAGAAAGGACUUGUACCUGAAGUUGAACAAGAACAUGGAGCUUAACAUCGUUCUGGACAAACUGAGCAGCAGACUAAAAGAGGAAGAAAAGUUCUGAGAGACAUUAAAGACUGAGUGGUGUGGCCUUUCACAGUGAACCACUCCCCCGUCCCUGCUGUAUGAGCUGCCAGCAGACUGUACGCAAGUUGCAUAGAAGUGCCAUAUUUUUCACUGAAUUUUACUGGUUUGUUAGCAACAGGCACAUUUCUAAAAUUCAUAUCAAGGUGUCUAGUAUGUCCCAAAAUCCUGGGCUCAUGUCACUGACCAGACCAGUGGUGGUCAUGGUGUUCCUACCACCCUCCUGUGUUGUAAACAGGUUUUUUAACCACACUUCUGUUAUAGUACUGUGCAUUGUUUUUUUUUUUUUUGUUUUUUUUGUCCAUGAAAGUGUAAUUCUGGUGUGUACAGGUCUGCUUCCAGUCUGAACUGUCAGUUUUCUACAGUGUAGAACUGAUGUUUACACUUUUAAAGGCUGCUGUUUGAUAAUGUUUAACAAAUACAAGCAUUUGUCAGAGCCCCGCUGCCUUCAUUUUUU